UGUCUGGCUUCACAUCCCGUUUCACACUCCAUUCCAGUAGUUGGCGGUAAUGCCCCUCCGGAAGUUGCUUGCCAACCACAAUAAAACAAUAGAAGAAGAAGACUUGUAAACAACAAUCGAAACCUCCUCCACGCUACAUUUUACAGAAUGGCUUCAAAAGAGCGUGGCGCGACCUGGGAUGACGCCGAGACUGAGGCUGUUAUCACGAUUUGGGCGGAGGACGCUAUCCAGGCGAUGCUGGAGGGCGCUAAACACAAUCACAGAGUUUUCCAAAAAAUUUCGGACGAAAUGAAGGCGAGGGGAUACGUCCGAGACCCGAAACAGUGCCGAGAGAAGAUUAAAAAACUUAGGACACAAUACAAGAAGGUUCUGGACCACAACAACAGAUCAGGGAGCGGAAAAAAAACGUGGAAAUUCUAUAGUGCCAUGGAUGAAGUGUUAAGCGUCCGUGCAUCGUCCAGGACUCCAGUGCUUUUGAAGACCUCUACUCUGAACUCCGCAGCAACGAAGGACGAUGAUGCAACAUCUGACAAUGAGGAGCAGUAUGAGAACCAGUACAGCACACAGGAUGAGAUGGAUGAUGAACAAUCUUUGAAUGGGUCGAUAGCUAGUUUUUUUUCUGAGGAGCCAGGAGGAAGCCGCAUUGCUGAAGUUCCUGCUGCUGAGGCUCCUGAAGUAAAUAUUAGACCUGAGAAGAAGAUCAUAAUAGUAAAAGCCCUGGAUUCAAUAAUAAAGGAAUUCGUAAAAGCUCAAAGACGUUCUGAUGACCCCUGGAUGGCAGCAUUCAAAGAACAGCAGGAGUCAGUCCAACGCCACCAACAACAUCAGCUAAACAUGAUACGAGAAAUAGAAAGAAACCGACUUCAGGCUGAAGAGAGAAUGAGAAAACAAGAACAGGAACAUGAGAUGAGACUGAUGCAGAUGAUGGUCCAACUGAUGUCGCAGCAACCAGCACAAUUACAGCCUCUGAAUCCUGCGUCCCCUUCAUCUUCUUUCCCCAACUUUUCUAAUUAUGGACCAUAUGAGUAAUUGCAAAAUAUGUUACUCAAGGUUUAGAAAUUAUUUACAAUACAUAAAAUGUUUCAUACAAAAAUUGUU
This is a messenger RNA of Fundulus heteroclitus (mummichog), 1098 nucleotides long. RefSeq names its product trihelix transcription factor GT-3a. The transcript is spliced from 4 exons. Bases 148 to 1029 code for a protein of 293 amino acids. Lineage: Eukaryota; Metazoa; Chordata; Actinopteri; Cyprinodontiformes; Fundulidae. The record is from RefSeq and is a predicted model, not a curated record.